This is a messenger RNA of Harmonia axyridis, 2812 nucleotides long. RefSeq names its product venom dipeptidyl peptidase 4-like. The coding region runs from base 136 to 2634 and encodes 832 amino acids. NCBI's taxonomy places the organism in Eukaryota, Metazoa, Arthropoda, Insecta, Coleoptera, Coccinellidae. The record is from RefSeq and is a predicted model, not a curated record. Gene Ontology annotation, biological process: proteolysis. Gene Ontology annotation, molecular function: serine-type peptidase activity; dipeptidyl-peptidase activity. The transcript is spliced from 14 exons.
AAACAUUACUAGGGGAGUAAUUGUACUGCCUGGGAAUAGACAGUGAAAGUGGAUAGUACUGCUAACGUUCUUCACUAUUCGCGAGAGUGCAAGAUACGAUGUUAAAAGUGUGUAGGUGUAAUUUGAGAGAACAUAAUGUCGACUACCAAAAAGUAUGGUAACUUGGAGUAUGUCAGGAUAUUACCGGACAAGGAAGCUCUACUUUCUUCGGAUUUUAACGACGACAACGAUGAAGAAACUGAAGUGAAAUAUGUUCACAGAUACCUUGGAGAUGAGGACCUGAUAUCAAACAAGAGCCGAAUAAAAACAAAGAGAUGGAUUAUAGCUGGAGUUAUAAUUUUUUUAGUUGUAGCGUUAGUGGUAGCAUCGUUAGUAUUAUUGAAAACUAGUGAAGAUUUUGAAAUAAAACCAGCUGCUCUCACCAGUAAAAGGAGUUUAUCAUUAGAGGACUUUUUGUAUGGUAAAUUUUUCGCACAAGGAUUCAAUGGAACAUGGAUAUCAGGUAGCGAAUUGAUGUUUCAAGAUGCCAAUAAUAAUUUAGUUAUCCAUGACAUCAGGGGAGAUAAUAGCUCCCAGAGAGUUUUGCUGAGCACCAACGAUCCUAUAUCAUUGAGAUCUUAUGUACCAGAACUUUCAGCCGAUAAAAAGUACUUACUAGUAGCUCAGAUACAAGCUCAGCUAUACAGACAUAGCAAAGUUAGUCGUUACACUGUUAUCAACCUCGAAACCGAUGAAAGAAUACCGAUCACGAUAGAAGGAAAUUCGGAUCUCCUUCUUGUAGUAUGGGCCCCUGUGGGGUAUGGCUUAGCAGUAGUGUAUAAAAAUAAUCUUUUUUACAAAGAGAAUCCCAAAGCUCAAGAAGUUAGAAUAACGAACGAUCCAGAAUUCGUCUAUAAUGGUGUACCGGAUUGGGUUUACGAAGAGGAGGUCUUGAGUUCGAACAAGGCUCUAUGGUUCUCUCCCGAUGGAAAAAAAUUAGCAUUUGGCAAAUUCGACGAUAGACCAGUUCCUUUGAUGGUGAUACCGUAUUUCGGAGAACCAGGGACUAAAGCUUCUCAAUACCCAAGAGUAAACGCUGUUAAAUACCCAAAAGCGGGAACAGCAAAUCCCAUUGCAAGUUUACAUUCUGUUGAUUUGAGCGAUUUAACCAAUAUAAAGAUUCUGCAACCUCCUAGCAGCUUGGCAGCCCAACAACCAAUAUUAAGUGCAGUCCAGUGGGCUAAUAACGAUACUGUUGCAGCAAUAUGGUUGAACAGAGUACAAAACGAAUCUUCCUUUAUAGCAUAUGGUGUCAAUGUUCCCUAUCAAUCUUUUAUUUUGAAGAAUCUAGCGGAGCCAGCCGGAUGGUUGGAAUUGUUCACACCGAUGAAGUUCAAUCAGAACGGAUCGCAAUAUAUAAUCAUUUUAUCUCAUGACCAAGGAGGAGAUGCUGGAGCCUUUAGGCAUGUUAUGAUGUUCAAUACCACUGAAAAUGCUAAAGGUGUUCCUUUGACUACGGGAAAAUUUGUAGUGACCGAAAUUUUGGGUUGGGAUGAAACUGAUGAUUUGGUGUACUACACAGCUAACACACCCGAAGAUCCAGCAGUCCAACACGUUUACAGCAUAUCAACUACUACCAAAAAAGUAACAUGUCUUUCCUGUGGUAUGUCGAGAAGGAAUUCUACAAAUGAUUGUUUAUACAACACAGCUCAAUUCAGUUCCGACUUCUCGCACUAUGCACUAAUUUGUCAGGGUCCCGAUGUUCCAUUUAUAGAAAUCAGAUCGAAGGAUAACAAUCAAGUUUUGAAAUGGGAAAAUAACGAUGAUCUGUAUAGGUUCACGAGAACAAGAGAGAUGCCGGUUAUCAGAAGGAUGCAAUUCAAUGUAUCCGAGGGAUUUACAGCUCAGGUUACCCUGCAACUACCUCCGAAUUUCGACGAGUCAGGUGAUACUAAGUAUCCUCUAUUGAUCAAUGUAUAUGCCGGACCGGACUCUUCACAAGUUUCGGAGGAAUUCACGUUGAACUGGGGAAGUUAUUUAGCGUCAAACAGGAGCUUUAUUUAUGGAGUCAUUGACGGCAGAGGUUCAGCUUUGAAGGGAGAUAAAUACCUGUUUGCUGGUUAUCGUAAUCUUGGAACAGUAGAAGUUGAGGAUCAAAUACUCGUAACGAAGAAAAUGCAGGACACUUUGCCAUACAUAGAUAGAGAUAGAACAGCUAUAUGGGGAUGGAGCUAUGGAGGUUAUGCAGCUGGUAUGGCUCUAGCUACUGAAACAGAUAAUGUGUUCAAGUGUGGGAUAUCUGUUGCUCCUGUAACAGACUGGGCCCUUUACGAUACUAUAUACACCGAAAGAUUCAUGGGGUUGCCCAAUUUAGAUGAUAAUCUUCGGGGUUACUUGAAUGCCCAACUCUUAACAAAAUACGCAGGUAUUAGAGAUAAGCUUUAUUUCCUAAUUCAUGGUACUUACGAUGACAAUGUUCAUUAUCAACAAUCGCUAUUGUGGGCCAAGGUAUUGGAACAACAAGACAUUUUCUUCAGGCAGAUGACCUACACAGACCAAGUGCAUGAUUUGGGCAGCGUAAGACCUCAUCUGUACCACUCUCUCGAGAACUUCUUGGAUGAGUGCUUCAAUGUAAUAUAUCCUUCAUUGGGAUAAUGACUUAAGAGAGAAUAAAGCAGGUGCAACUAGUCAGGGAUAUCUGAUUACCAAUCCGUGUGGAGAAAUCUUACAAUUUGUCAGGGUUUAAUCUAUGUGACGUAGAUCUCGAAAUUUUUAUAAAUAUGAGUUUUAUCUUGUUAGAGUAAGUUCUGUAAAUAAAGAUAUUUUAUGUUAA